UACCAGGAAGAGACUGACUUAUUAUUUCUCUUUUCUGUCAUACUGACUCUCUUCUCUCUUGACAAAAGCAAUAAAGAAUCAGCGAUCAGUGGAGAAUGAAGAGAAACACUUUCAAGAAGGAUUUUUGAGACAUUUGUUUCUGAACAGACAGCAGAUCGUUGUGAUUCUCAAGGUGAUUCAUUUUGAACUGUCGUUCAGAAAGUGAAAGUAAAGUUUAUACUGCUGGAGCUCAAACAGUGAAAAUGGCUUCACUAAAUGUUUCUGCUGAAGAUCUUUCUUGUCCCGUGUGCUGUGAAAUCUUCAAGACUCCUGUUCUUUUAUCAUGUAGUCACAGUGUCUGUAAAGAGUGUCUUCAACAGUUCUGGAGGAUCAAGAAAACUCAGGAGUGUCCUGUCUGCAGGAGGAGAUCCUCAAGAGAACAUCCUCCAAUUAAUCUUGUGUUAAAAAACUUGUGUGAGUUGGCCCUGACGGAGAGAAAUGAGACGAGUUCAUCAGGAUCUGAGGAGAUCUGCAGUUUACACAGUGAGAAACUCAAACUCUUCUGUCUGGAGGACAAACAACCUGCGUGUUUAGUGUGCAGAGAUUCACAGAAACACGUCAGUCACACAUUCAGACCCAUCAGUGAAGUGGUCUCAUCAUAUAAGGAGGAGCUCAAUACAGCACUGAAGUCCUUACAAGAUAAACUUCAACAAAAUGAAAACAUUAAAGGAGAGUUUGAGAAAACAGUUCAACACAUCAAGUCUCAAGUUGAGCACACAGAGCGUCAGAUUAAACAGCAGUUUGAGAAGCUUCAUCAGUUUCUCAGAGAUGAAGAAGAAGCUACAAUCACUGCACUGAGGGAGGAAGAGGAGCAGAAGAAGCAGAUGAUGAAGGAGAAGCUGGAGGAGAUGAACAGACACAUCUCAGCUCUUUCACACACAAUCAAAGACAUGGAGGAGAUGAUGAAAGCCAAUGACGUCUGCUUUCUGAAGAAGUUUCCAGUCUCAAUGGAAAGAGUCCAGAGCUCACAGCCGGAUCCACAGAUGGCUUCUGGAGCUUUGAUUCAUGUGCCGCGUUACUUGGGCAACCUGCCGUUUAGAGUCUGGAAGAAGAUGCAGGACAUUGUCCAAAACACUCCUGUGAUUCUGGAUCCAAACACUGCUUAUCCAUAUCUCGUCCUGUCUGAUGAUCUGACCAGUGUGAGAAACAGCGGGAACAAACAACCUCUUCCUGAUAAUCCAGAGAGAUUUGACAGGUCUCUCUGUGUUCUGGGUUCAGAGGGUUUUAACUCAGGAACACACUGCUGGGAUGUGGAGGUUAAAGAGAGUCAAUACUGGAGUCUUGGAGUAACUACAGCAUCAAACCAGAGGAAGGGAUAUGAUUUCUUCAACACUGAUGUCUGGAGAGUGUCGUACAGACUGUCUUCAGGUUUUUGUGUUAAACAGAAGCUUGAUCGUGUGAGAGUGAAUCUGGACUAUGACAGAGGAACGGUGUCAUUCUCUGAUCCUGUAACUAACACACAUCUACACACAUUCACACACACCUUCACUCACACACUCUUUCCAUUCUUCUGGUGUAAUGGGUCUUUCUCUCUGAGGAUCUUACCAGUAAAUAGUCAGCAAACGUUACUCCUGUAGGUCUGGAUCUUCCUGCUUUCAUCAUGUUUCCAAUAUUUAAUCCAGAUUACAUGACUAAGAGUUGAUCUGAAUAUCAGUACGGUGGCUGUGAUUGGACCAUGACUGAUAUCAGCACUAUAGCAACUUUCUAACACUCUCACAUUUCAUAUCAACGGAUAAAUAAACAAGAAGUUUAUUUAAUCAGGGUAUAGAAGUUUAUAAAGCACUUUACACAAUAAGUUAUUAAACAAUUUUAGGAUAAUAACAAUUUACCUGAUAAUUAUUUCAGUGAAGUUUGUCACUUUGCUAAUUUUCACAUAAUGGCCUAGACUAUAAUUUUUCUAGAAACUAAAUCUAAUUCUACACAUGCACAAUUUCAAUAAAUUUGUAAACGAAUAAUUGUUUAUUUCAGUUUAAAUGAUCAUUUGUUCACUUAAGUUCAUGGAUGUAAACAAUAAACACUUGAUUAGUGGCGUUUACGGAUCUGAUUCUAAAAAACAAAGAGUCAAUGGGUCUCAUUCACUAAUAAUUCCGUACACUAUUUGUAUACGCACAUUUGAAGUUCACACGAAAACUUUCUUCCUAAUUAACAACACAUGCGUACGCACAUAUUUUAUAAACAUCGUUUUAAUGUUGAUGAAUUCGGAAUAUUCUAAAUUAGUGACAGAGUGCCUGAGGUAAGUAAUUUACAUAAAACACGCACAAACCAUAUCUAUAUAGGGCAUUCCACACUCCCUUUUCUUUCGCCACUCUCAGCAAACAUGACGCUCUCUAAAGACACAUUCUCGCCUGAGAGCAGCGGAGCGAGAUCUUCAAGCAAUGCCAAGAGUGCCAUCCUCAAAGCAAUUUGAAACGCAAUAAACACAUUUUAUACAGACAUUACAGACCUCUGAUUAGCUAGCUGUACAUGCGCAUAUCUGCACCUUUAUGCAGAGAUACUUUGCAGCUUGAGCUAUGAUGCAGCUUUUAUUAGUUUAGACAUAUAUAUGAUGAAAUAUAACCUAUUUAAGGUCUAUAAUUUUAAAAUUUCAUAGUAACAUGUUUAUAAGGUCACCAAGAGUGUGUAAUUUUUCUUACGAGCGGUUUUAUUUCCUACAUUUCAGUUGCUACAGAGACAUCAAGAAUCAGCAUAUGAAUCUGAACAAUGGUGACAAUCAACAGCGUGCAUGCUGGGUACCAGCUGGUACAAAACUCACCCAUGGCAUGCAUUGCAAUGUGAAUAAAUUAUGCAACUUGUUUUGUUGACUGUGUCAUAGUUCUGUGAUGUUCAGAGUUGAUCUGUUUAUCUGAAUGUUGAUUGUCACUAUUCUUAAGGUUUGUAUGAGUGUUGAUGUCUAAGAGUGUCUCAAUGUCUAGUUUAAAAUUACUGAAUUAAAAUAACAUUUCAGCACAUUUGAGAAAUAAUCUCUGUUUAAAUAAUAGUGCUGAUAUGAUUCAAUCAGCUUUCUGAUGAAACUUAUUUUUAUUACAUUUUUUUUUACCGUUUUAUAGAACCUAAAUUUUAUUAUUGUUUGUUUUGAAUAAUUAGUGUUUGAACCAGUUAAAUUAGAGUUUAUUCUGUCAUAAAUAGUCAUAAAUAUUCUGAUCUGUUCCAAACUGCCGGCUGCUAGUGUUUUUAGUAAAAUUCUCUUGCAAUUGUUGAAAAAUAAAUUAUUUAACAGAAGUCAAGGGUCAAGAGCCCAAAUAAAUAAAACAUCAACAUUUAAACCUCUGUUAAUUCUCAACAAGAGCUUCUGUAGAUGUAUGACAGAAAUA
Messenger RNA from Megalobrama amblycephala (Wuchang bream), 3350 nucleotides. RefSeq names its product nuclear factor 7, ovary-like. Lineage: Eukaryota; Metazoa; Chordata; Actinopteri; Cypriniformes; Xenocyprididae. The transcript is spliced from 6 exons. The record is from RefSeq and is a predicted model, not a curated record. Gene Ontology annotation, molecular function: zinc ion binding; protein binding. Bases 243 to 1616 code for a protein of 457 amino acids.